AUGGAGUUUAAAGUUUUUAUCUUUAUCCUUCUCCAGGUCCUACUGGAAACUAGUGCUAGACCCAAGCAAUUCUUCUCCCCUAUUAACGAAUUCCUGCAGAGUAUUCAGAACGAGGAAGGAGUAAACCUACAGUUUAAACCACGUGGAUCAGACGAACCAGAAGAAACCACUGAAAAAGAUUCAGGUUCGGAUGCAUCCUUGCUUCUCUUCGGAAUGAUCUGCAGGGUUGAGUGUGGAACUGAGGACUGUAUCCAGGAGUGUACUGAAUGUGUGGAUGGAGUUUGUACUCUUACUCGUGAGACAUUUCUCAGAGAAUCCCUUUCAUUCGAAUCCCAAGUAGUUGAUUCUACAACCGUUACACCUACUUUGACUACCCAUGAAGCAUCUAAAGAAGAACCUACAGAUGAAUCUACUACAGUAUCAGAAACAACUACAGUUGAAGCAUCCACCACUAAAGCUGAAGAUAUAUCCCCAAAGCAGAUAGUUUCGUUGUUUAAAUCAUCUAGAACAACUAGCACAACAACCACAGUAAUCCAUGAUGAUUUGGUUGAACUUACAUCCUCAACCUCGACUCUUUUUUCUUCACCUUCAAAAUUUGUGGAAGAAACAUCUGAUGCCACAACUACCAAAACUUCUUCUCCAGAAGCAACAUCUUUCGAAUCCUACUCUUCACAAGCAUCAUCUACUGGAUCCUUCUCUGCUGAAGCUUCAUCAACCAAAUCUUCCACCACUGAAGAAGUAUUAACAACAGAAUCUUUCACUGAAGAAGCUACAUCUACAGAAUUUCCCACCGAAGAAGCUGAUUCUUUGACUCUGGAAGCUGCAUCUACCGUUUCUUAUACAAAAGAUAUAUCAUCUACUGAAUCUUCCACAGAAGUAGUAUCAUAUGCUGAACAUUCUACAGAAGAAGCUUCAUCUGCUGAACAUUCUACAGAAGAAGCUUCAUCUGCUGAACAUUCUACAGAAGAAGCUACAUCUGCUGAACAUUCUACAGAAGAAGCUUCAUCUGCUGAACAUUCUACAGAAGAAGCUACAUCUGCUGAAUCUUCUACUGAAGAAGCUACUUCUCCCCAAUCUACAACUACUUCUACCCGUGCUCCUCUUCUAAGAUGGCCUAAACGAUUUCAGUAG
Molecule: messenger RNA, 1131 nt
Organism: Eurytemora carolleeae
Lineage: Eukaryota; Metazoa; Arthropoda; Copepoda; Calanoida; Temoridae
Exons: 1
Coding region: 1-1131 (376 amino acids)
Source: RefSeq, a predicted model, not a curated record